CAGCAUAUGGUCCGACCAGAACCCACCGCUUUUCCAUCUUCAGAAACCCCCACAGAGAGCCGAGCAAGUGCUCAAAGACACAGAGAUGGUUCUCUCUCAGCUCUCUAGAAUCAACACUUUUCUUUUUACUUCACCAAUCCAUCGCAAUUUUAGCGUAUUUGCAAGGACCAACAAACCCAUUAUCACCGCAACAGCAGCCCCCAUUCUCACCUCGGCUUCACUCCCCGUCCCCAAAUCCACUCUCACGGCCGCCGAACCAAUUCCGAUCACCGAUUUUCCAGAGUAUCCGGAAGAAACCCAGCUUCCCGUAUCCCCUGACAAGCUUUUUGUGCCGCCGGAAACUGAUAUCUCCGGCGGCAGCGGGGCCGUGGGGGCAAGAAUCUUGAAGGGGUCGAACAUUGUAUUGGGUCGGUACGCGAGAGAUGCGCAGGUUUCUCAGGCGGAUUUUGUGAAGAGUAGUGUGAGAACUGAGGACUGCCCUUCCGAUGGGCUUCCCGAAUUUGCUCUUGUUGGGCGCUCGAAUGUGGGGAAAUCGUCUCUGUUGAACUCGCUCGUUCGGCGGAAGAAGCUCGCUCUGACCUCCAAGAAACCAGGAAAGACACAGUGCAUAAACCAUUUUCGAAUUAAUGAUAGUUGGUACUUGGUCGAUUUGCCUGGAUAUGGGUAUGCAGCUGCACCACAGGAACUCCGUACUGAUUGGAACAAGUUUACCAAGGACUAUUUUCUGAACCGGUCCACGUUGGUUUCAGUUUUCCUUCUGAUAGAUGCAAGCAUUCCUGCCAAACCAAUUGAUCUUGACUAUGCUAGUUGGUUGGGUCAGAAUCAGAUUCCAAUGACGAUUAUAUUCACGAAAUGCGACAAACGGAAGAAGAAAAAGAAUGGUGGAAAAAGACCAGAAGAAAAUGUGAGCGACUUUCAGGAACUGAUAAGUGGUUUUUUUCAAACGACUCCACCGUGGAUUAUGACUAGCAGUGUCACCCAUCAAGGUCGGGAUGAAAUACUUCUACAUAUUGCUCAGCUGAGGAACUACUGGCUCGAGCACUGAAAAAAAGUUUUGCAGCCUCACCUUCUUUAAUCAACCAGCUUGCAGACGUCGACAAAUAGAAAAUGCCUGGUCAUGACUCAAAAUGUGUUGAUUGAAUAUGAAUCUUGAAUAGCCUGUGCUGUUUGACAGAAGACUUGAAUUUUGGAGAGUUUACAAAGCAACCGUGCUGGCAAGAAUGGCUUAAUAGUAACACAUUUUUCAUUCUACCACUGAAAAAAGAACUUCAAACAGGCAAUAGAAUGGAAGAUUGGUGGAAAGUUAUUGUUAUCUUGUGGGUAAAUAGUCUUCUCAGUUUGCUAUUAGUUGUUGGAUCAAUUAGAUCCAGUUUAUUCAUAUUCUGGAUAAGGAUAACUUUCCCCUUUUGUCCAAACACUUGUAAUAUGAUGUGUAUAGCAAAGUUGUCUUAGAGAUAUUUGCCAGGUGUAAUGUAACCAAUGAAAUUGGUUUUUUGAAAACGAUAUCGUUUCA
Messenger RNA from Benincasa hispida (wax gourd), 1513 nucleotides. RefSeq names its product P-loop containing nucleoside triphosphate hydrolases superfamily protein. NCBI's taxonomy places the organism in Eukaryota, Viridiplantae, Streptophyta, Magnoliopsida, Cucurbitales, Cucurbitaceae. The record is from RefSeq and is a predicted model, not a curated record. Gene Ontology annotation, molecular function: GTP binding.